Molecule: messenger RNA, 1651 nt
Organism: Paramecium octaurelia
Lineage: Eukaryota; Ciliophora; Oligohymenophorea; Peniculida; Parameciidae
Source: the annotation of a GenBank genome assembly
AUGUCUGCUUUCAGAGCUUUUAUGAUUUAUGAUUACCAAAGAAGCUUUUUCUUCCUAUUCAUACGAAGAGGUUUCUAAGUUACUCCAAAAUGGAAUGAAUGUAGAAAAGCAUUAGAAACAAAACUUCAAGAAAUGGUCAAAGAACCCAAAGACACUUUUGAGUAAUCUUCACCAUAUGGAGUUUUUAAAUGUAAAUAUGACAAAAAGAACAGUAACUUAUUUAGAAUAAACAAGAAUGUUACUUCAUUUUAUUGAGCAGCAACGAAGUUCAAGAAGUUUUUCAAAAUUCAGUUUUAGAUGAAAUUUAUAAAAUCAUAGAUAAAGCACCCAAUUAUUCAAAAGUAUAUUGUAAUCGAAAUACUAGAUUAAAAAAGAGGAAUUAGAAUAAAAGGAGAGUGAAACAAUCAAGAAUCUGCUAGAAACUAAUGAAAAUGAAUAUGUUAAAAAAUAUGGAAAAGUAAAGCCCUUUGAAGAGUCCAAUGAAUCUAAAGUUAAUGAUGAGAAUCAAUAGAAAGUAUUUAUGACUUAAUCAAGUGUAGAGCAUUAUAUAAUCAUAACCAAAAAUUGUAUCUUAAAUUAAUGGAAAAUAAAAUCAAAGACCACCCUCCCAACUUCAAAAUACAUCUGCUAUUUACAAUUAAAGUUAAGGAUUUAAUUCUGAUAAAGAUCUGAGUUCUGACACUCUCAUUAAAAUAUUUAGAUGCUUUCUUAUGUGGGAUUACAAUAGACAAUUCUUUUUUAUGUUCAUUCGAAGAGGAUUUCCAAUUGAUAAAACCUGGAGUCAAGAGAGAGUUAAAUUAGAAAAUUAACUCAAAGCAAAAUAAUUAGAUCCAAAUGAUCCUAAAGCAAAACCUAAGGAACCUCCUGAACAAUUUGAUUACAGAGGCAAUUUUGGAUAAUAUAAAGCAAAAUAUGAUAAAAAAGCAAGUAAAAUAAUUUAUUUACUUUCAAGAAUGCUAUUUUAUAUUGCUUUCAAGAUUUAAAAUUAAAGAAGAACCUUAAAUUAAACUACUAGAAGCAUUAUAUAAUGAGAUCUAAAAAGUAGAUAAAUACAUUACAGUAAUAAGUUAAAAUGAUAUUUUAGUUGAAAUAUGAUGAUUUAGAAAGUAAGAAAAAAGGACAUUUGGAAAAAAUCAUAGAUGAACAUGAGAGGGAGGCGUAAAAUCAAGUGAAUCAAAGAUUUAUUGACACUAAAAUAAUGGAAUCAAAAUUAGGUAUCCUUUAAUCGCCAGAAAGAAAUCUUUAAAGAGAACCUGAAGAAAGUGUAUCACCAUAAAAUGGAAGAGCGUCAAUUAAUGGCGUGUCCUAAAAAUAACUUUCAAUAGUCACUUAAAAUCAACCCUAAUAAAUUGAAUAAUAGGAAAGCAAAAUACUAAAUUCAAAAUUAUUAUAAUAAAAAUCCUUAUUUAGUUAGCUACAGUAACCAUAAGAAUUAGAACAAUAGUAGCAGAAGGUUUUUACAUUAGAAAAAUAAGAGAUUCAAGGUGAUCCUAACCCUACAGCUAAAAAAGAUAAUCUUGAUCUUAAUUCUAACCAAGAUGAUCCUGAAGCUAUUCCUAUCAACUAAGAAGAUGGCUUAUUAGAAUAAAGAAUUAGUUUGUAUUAUACCAAACCAUUAAAUGUUUCUUAAUACAUUAAGUCUGGAAAUUGA